Messenger RNA from Zingiber officinale, 501 nucleotides. Its product is annotated as protein IQ-DOMAIN 5-like. Lineage: Eukaryota; Viridiplantae; Streptophyta; Magnoliopsida; Zingiberales; Zingiberaceae. The transcript is spliced from 2 exons. The record is from RefSeq and is a predicted model, not a curated record. Gene Ontology annotation, molecular function: protein binding. Bases 1 to 447 code for a protein of 148 amino acids.
AUGGCCAGGCACUGGCGGUUGCUCAACGCCGUCCGCCGCCUGCUCGUGCGGUCAUCCUGCACGUCAUCCGCCGCCGACCUCGACGCCAUCAAGCACAAUGUCGCCGCCACCACCAUCUACAACCCGAUGGUCGUGGAGGAAGGCGAAGAUCACCGCCGGUCGUCCGACGCCGCCAAAUACGGCUCCGGCGCGGUGGCGGUCUAUGAGCAAGUUUCUGACAGAGAGCAAUCGGCGGCCACCACUAUCCAAGCCUACUUCAGGGGGCAUUUGGCAAGGCGAGCAUUUCGAGCGCUGAAGAGCCUGGUGAGGCUGCAAGCGAUGGUGCGAGGGGCGAGCGUGCGACGGCAAGCGCGCGUGGCGGUUCACUGCAUGCAGGCGCUCGUUCGUCUCCAGGUCCGCGUGCGAGCCAGGCAGCUUUCUCGGUCAAGGGACUUCGACCGUUCCUAAGCCAUCAAGUCCAAAUCCCCACCGUUCAUCUUCAUCUUCAUCUUCUCUUCAUCC